AUUCACGAUACACAGCGCAUCAAAGGGAGGGAGCAAAAAUAAAAAAAAAAGAGGCAGCGAAGGGGAAAACAUCUCUCGUCUCCGUCAAACAAAAACCCUACCGUUCACAGAAUUCGCAAUGAAAGGCGGUCAGUCAAAAGCUGAAGCCAAGAGCACUGAUAAGAGGCUGAAAACUCGUGGUAGAAAGGCUGGAAAGAAGGUGAAGGAUCCUAACAAGCCAAAGAGGCCCCCUAGUGCUUUCUUCGUCUUCCUGGAGGAGUUCCGACCGGAGUUCAACAAAGCAAACCCUAAGAUCAAGUCCGUCGCUGCUGUUGGUAAGGCUGCUGGAGAUAAAUGGAAAUCCAUGUCAGAGGAAGACAAAGCUCCUUAUGUCUCCAAGGCGGAGAGCAGAAAGAGUGAAUAUGUGAAGAAUAUGGAACAGUACAACAAGAAACUGGCCGAAGGAGCCAACACAGCAGAUGAUGACUCUGACAAGUCCAAGUCUGAAGUCAACGAUGAGGAAGGAGGAAGCGAAGAGGAGGAAGACGAUGAUUAGGUGUUGCUACAGAUAAACUCAAGGUGAAGAUGGAUGGGCAAUUUGUGUAAAGUUGCUUAGUGUUGAUUAAAAAAACAGACAUGAAAACGGUUAUGCGUUUUCUUAGGAUAUGAAGCUUAUCUGGUGUUACUAUGGAUAUGGAUUUAG
This is a messenger RNA of Tarenaya hassleriana, 682 nucleotides long. Its product is annotated as high mobility group B protein 4-like. NCBI's taxonomy places the organism in Eukaryota, Viridiplantae, Streptophyta, Magnoliopsida, Brassicales, Cleomaceae. The record is from RefSeq and is a predicted model, not a curated record. The transcript has 8 exons. The coding region runs from base 119 to 535 and encodes 138 amino acids.